UUUGUGACCGAGAGCCUAGUAAAAAUGCUACAAAUUUCGGAGUUUGUGAUUAUUUCGCUAGUGUUGUUCUGUUCGAUUUGCAUCACAAGUUCAUGGCCAGUGGAAAAACCAGUUGAAAGUGAAAAAUCGGUGGAAAGUUUGAAACAUAGUCUGCACAGACGAAUGAUUAUCUUUCGACCAUUGUUCACGUAUCAGGAAGAAGAGGUUGAACAUGAGUUACGCUUGAAGAAAGAUCAGGAGGCGCACCGUUUAAAGGAAGCAUAUAAGAAAGAAGUGAGCCAGAACGCAGCACAGCAACAAUCGAAACAGGAAAACACAACAACUCGAAGUACAACCAAGCAACCUCAGAACGUCGACGACGACGACGGUGAUGAUGACAAUGAUGAUGAUGAUGUUGAUGAUGAAAAUGGUGGUGAUGACGAUAAAAAUUGAUUCGUGAUAUAAUAGUAUGACUGAUUUCUUUAAUUUGUACAGUAAGGUAUUUUAAGUGGUUUUCGUAAUAAGUGUUUUUAUUCGCGAUGUGAUAUUCAAUUCCAUGCAACUGAAUCCUUCGGAUAG
Messenger RNA from Malaya genurostris, 558 nucleotides. RefSeq lists its product as uncharacterized. The transcript is spliced from 2 exons. The coding region runs from base 25 to 432 and encodes 135 amino acids. NCBI's taxonomy places the organism in Eukaryota, Metazoa, Arthropoda, Insecta, Diptera, Culicidae. The record is from RefSeq and is a predicted model, not a curated record.